Messenger RNA from Pochonia chlamydosporia 170, 318 nucleotides. RefSeq lists its product as hypothetical. The record is from RefSeq and is a predicted model, not a curated record. The transcript has a single exon. Lineage: Eukaryota; Fungi; Ascomycota; Sordariomycetes; Hypocreales; Clavicipitaceae. The coding region runs from base 1 to 318 and encodes 105 amino acids.
AUGGCGCUUGGUGGUAAUGAGGUUAUUUUAUCGUUGUUGCAUCGGUUGGAUUGUUUGCUGGCUCGUUUGCUGAGACUAUUUUUUGCAUUUGAUGUACGGAGUAAGUACCUGUACAAUUCGGGGAUACUUGGUAGUCAUCUGUUGAUGACACGGUGCGAGCGUUUUGCCCGUCCGUCUGGAAGAUUUGGAAUCUCGCUGUCCGUGCUCUCCAGGUCGGAUAAUGCUGGCCUGGCCACCAGACAUUCCGACGGCAGAGGAUUAUGGCCACCUGGCAGGUACUGCACCUUGGCACCUUGGUACCUACAUCUAGGUAGGUAG